Messenger RNA from Acanthosepion pharaonis, 1026 nucleotides. The record is from the annotation of a GenBank genome assembly. NCBI's taxonomy places the organism in Eukaryota, Metazoa, Mollusca, Cephalopoda, Sepiida, Sepiidae.
AUGACUAAUAGACCCGUCUCAUACAGACUUUUCAGAACAGGGAGCAGGCUUCUCUCUCUCCUUCAAAAUUCUCCCGCAAAUCUCUCGACUCACUGCGACGAUAGUCUCGUAACUCUCUCGACUACAGUCUCUUUCCCCGACCCUCCUUUAUUAGCAAAAUCUCGAACCGAAUUAUACAAAGUAAUAAACAAUGGGGACCCACACAAAAGCGCAUGCGCAUGGUUAGAUGUAUACAAAAACUCUCCCUCUCCCCCUCUCUCUCACAUACACACUCUCUCUCUCAUCAUAUGCUCUCUUUCUCAAUUCAUCUCUUUUUCUCUCAAUUUAUCUAUUUCUCUCCCUCUCAAUUUACCACCCUGCAUUUUCUCUCUCACUCUCUCUCUCUCUCUCUCUCUCACCUUAUCUCACUUUUUCCUCUUUCUGUCAAUGUAUCUCUCUAUUUCUCUCCCUCUCAAUUUCUCUCUCUGUUUCUCUCUUCCAAUCUCUCUCUCUCUCUCUCUCUCUCAAUUUAUCUUUCCCUUACUCCCCCCUCUCUCUCUCAAUUUAUCUCUCUCUUCCUCUUUCUCUCUUAGAUUAUCUCUCUUUUUCUCUCUCACACAAUUUAGCUCUCCCUUUCUCUCUCUCAGUGUAUCUAUCCCUUUCCCUCUCUCUCUCUCUCUCACUUUGUCUCUUUAUCUCACUCUCUCUGUCUCUCAAUUUAUCACUUUAUUUCUCUCUGAAUCUCUCUCUCUCUUUCUUUCUCUGUCUCUCUCAGUUUAUGUCUCAUUGACACUAUCUCAUUUUAUAUAUAUCUCUCUCAAUUUAACUCUCUAUUUAUCUCUCUCUCUCUCUCCGUUCAUCUCUCCCUUUCUCUAUCAAUUUAUCUUGCUUUAUUUCUACCUCAAUUUAUAUCUCUUUCUCUCUCCCUCUCCCCCUCAAUUUAUCUCUUCCUCUCUCUCUCUCUCUCUCUCUCUAUCUAUCUAUCUAUCUAUCUAUCACUCUUUCUCUGCUUCUUGCUGUUUUAUGGAUCAUAAUUAUCAAAGGUAG